Phytophthora nicotianae INRA-310 is the source of this 1671-nucleotide messenger RNA. RefSeq lists its product as hypothetical. The transcript has a single exon. Bases 134 to 1330 code for a protein of 398 amino acids. NCBI's taxonomy places the organism in Eukaryota, Oomycota, Peronosporomycetes, Peronosporales, Peronosporaceae. The record is from RefSeq and is a predicted model, not a curated record.
AGUGCGGGAGGGGCCUCCUUCCAACAGUCAAGCUAUUCACGCACAUUCCAGCGCUUCCCCCUUUCCGAGUCAAUCGCAACAGCUACGGGCGUGUUCGCAGUGCUUAUUGCAACAACAGACCACCAAACAGACCAUGGCGCUCAACGGCAUCGACGGCGAGUACUCCGGUUGGGUGUACAAGCAGGGCUCGCUAGUCAAGAACUGGAAGAAACGCUUCAUGGUGCUUAGUGGACGACAGCUAACUUACUACGACACGUCCAAGUUGGUCCCUACAGUCAAACCCAAAGGCAGCUUCCAGGUCAUCACUGUGGAACUCAGUACAGACAUUCAGAAUGGACUGCUGGUGCACGGCCGCGGCGGCCGCGUGCUCAAACUCUACACGGCGUCGGCCGAGGCCACCAGCGCCUGGUACAACAUGAUCCUGGACGCCACCACAGCGACCCCGCAGCAGUUCGUAGCUGCGCCUCCCGAUCGCUUUUCAACUUUGUCGGCUGCCAACUCUAAACCCGUGGAUCUGGACGAUGAGAUGGAGCUUUUGGACCGUCUUGAGUCUCUUCCGCUAAGUGAAAGCGGCAGCGAGCAAGUGACACACUCAGGUUGGCUCAAGAAGGAAGGAGCUCGUGUAAAGAGCUGGAAACGCCGGUAUUUCGUGCUACGUGGGAACGCUCUGUCUUACUUUAACUCUGAAGACACAGGAGCCGCCGCUAAGGGCUACGGCCAUGUGAAAGCUGUGGAGGUGAAUGGCACAGUGACCAACGGCCUGGAUAUUUCGUUCGAUAACGGACGGAUACUGCGAGUCUCGGCCAAAAACAGCGGAGAUAUGGAACUCUGGCUCUGCAAAUUGAGCGACGCCAUCGAGGCCGCAAACACGGAGAUGAACAACGUGCGGCAGUCGCUAGCGGCUCGCAACUCGUUCCGAUCCUCGUCGAUAGGAGGACCUUCGCCGACAAGAAUGAAGCAGCAGCAGAGGAUCCAGCAAUACAACAACAGGAACGCUGGACUCCCGAUGCGACACUCACUGGCGUCCGUGCCGUCGAAGCCCAGAGGAUCAGUGGCUGAAACGCCCGAGAUGCCGCAGCGACGUACAGUGUACGAGAAACGGUCGUCAUCGUCUCUGGACGACUCGUACAUUUCGUCGGGUCUGUCAUCGCAGUUCUCCUCGUCCAGCUCCUACAACCACUCGAACUCGUUCCCGGAUGGCUCGGCACCGGUGGCAAGGCCGAACGGGCAUACGAAUGGCACAACCAACACGCAAAGCUCAUCGAGCUCCACAUUCUUUGACAGCGACAGCGAGUACGACAGUGAUGACAGCGAAGGCGACUGGAUUUAAGGCGGCUUGACCACGAAUGCGUGACCAUACAGACAUACCGUGAUGAUCCCAUUUUCCGACGCGGAUGAUUCCACCAAAUCGGUCAGAUAUCAGCGCAAUUUUGGAGCGGACUAUGCGCAACCUCCCGACACACACCACAUUGUUGUGUGUCAGUGUAUUGAAUGCCGGGCCACCGUUUGCGAGCCCUGGGGUCUUUGUUUGUAUCACUACACGACCAACGCGCCAGAAUAAGUCAACGCAGACACCUUCGGAGCUGUAGCUUUGAUUUUGCUUUUCUAGUGCGUCCUCGUGACCCCUUCCUAACUAAUAUGAGAACUUUUACUAGAAUCUUUUGUAAUCAA